Molecule: messenger RNA, 1782 nt
Organism: Carassius auratus (goldfish)
Lineage: Eukaryota; Metazoa; Chordata; Actinopteri; Cypriniformes; Cyprinidae
Product: leucine-rich repeat-containing protein 74B
Exons: 6
Coding region: 27-1457 (476 amino acids)
Molecular function (GO): protein binding
Source: RefSeq, a predicted model, not a curated record
CUUCCCCUUUGUUUGUCCCUCUUGGAAUGGAAAGAUCGGUGCAGAAGACCAGAAAGCUCUCUAAAGAUGGAGGUGCUUUGUCAACAGACAGUGAAGACAUAAAUGGCAGUGCAAAAGAAAGAAAACGUCACAAACGCCAUCAAGGGCCACGCAGCCUGCGAGGAGAGGGCAAAGGUUUAGAAGAAUUGCAAGCACAUAAAAAGGAAAACAAACCACCUUCCAACACCAAAGAACAACUGCAAACAUCAGUAAAAGAACAUGUGCCAGACAAGGAGAAUUCAGUCACCGAAAAUAAAACUAAAGUGCCAGAUUCAUUGCAGGAAGGAAAAACCUUGACUAAGCGCGAUGGCGAGAAAACGAUGGAUGCUUCGCAAUCAAAUGGAAAAAGCAGCAACAGGGGAAGGCUGAGGGACUUCUAUGAAGAAUGUGUUGAAAUGAGCACUGGUCUGGAAUCAGGCCAAGACCAACAGAGGUGGUUCAAAGUAAACAAGUCUGAGAGGAACAAAAUCAAAGAGCGACUCACUUCAGGACUCACUGCCAAUAGCUCGGCAUCAGAAGUGGAACUUAGUGAGGAAAGUGACAGCAGUUUUACAGAAGCAAGGAAACCUAAAAUGAAUAACAACCAAGGUCCAGAGGAUGCCUUACAAGACUUACAAAAACAGAUGGAUGCCAUGACAGACGUGCUGAGCAAAUCUGACGAAGUGGAUCAACUAGUACUGAGGAACACAGGUCUGACUGAUGAACUGCUGAAGAGUUUGGCAAUCGCGCUCAAGAGAAGCCCAUCUGAAGUCACAGUGAUUAACCUUAAUCUGAACCAAAUCGGACCCCCUGGAGUCAAUGUUUUGCUAGACCUCCUGCAGGCCAAACCACAGAUCAAAGAACUACUAUUGUUUGGAAACCAACUUGGCGAUCUUGGAGUACAGACCCUGCUUAGUGGAUUGGCCGAACUUCAAGAUAAAACAGCAGCACAGCCUGGAAACUCUGAACCCAUCUACUUCUCUCCAGUUAGCAUUGUGAUCAAAGAGUUAGACCUAGGUGGAAACGGCAUUGGGAGCGAGGGCCUGAGGGUGCUGGCCACUUUCAUGAGGUAUCAUUCCCACCUUCAGUAUCUGGGCCUGGCACAGACAUCAUGUUCAGACAUGGAGGCUUGGAUAGUCUUGUUUGAAAGCCUGAAAGUGAACACUACGCUGACACACAUCAUCUUAGAUGAAAGCAACCUUGGGGACAAUGGUAUCAAGCUGUUUGCUGAGGCACUGAGAUCAAAUAAGACCCUGAGGAAGGCAGACUUGGAUAAUAAUCGUUUCGGCGAGGUUGGAGGACAGUAUCUCCUUGAGGCUCUACGCUCUGGGGGAAAACGUUCCCUUGAGAACCUCAGCUUGGAAGGUAACUACAUCAGCAGCACACUGAUGGCCAACAUACAGCAGGAGCUUGAAUCUAACAAACCAGCUGCUCUGUAAACUGAGAUGUAUCAUCAAUUAACUUGUGCUUUACAACUCAAACUUCUGGCGGGAUGUACAGUAAAUAAGCCUGAUGUCUUCAGUGCAGGACAGAGGGAAAAACUUUGUGGAAAGCACAUGGGUGGCUUCCAAACAUUCUAAAUGGAUUGCUUUAUUCUGUGAUCCAUCUAUUUGGGAGUUUUAACAGUGGAGGCAAAACUUUAGAGAAAUAUUUGCUUGGGCUCUUGACCCGGUCUUUACACCACAAGCCAACAGAUUCUCCCACUCAUGUCUUUGAAGCUUGUGAAUUGUCCGUGCAUCUGGAAGGUGAGAUUUUCAUUUUGGU